Molecule: messenger RNA, 723 nt
Organism: Verticillium dahliae VdLs.17
Lineage: Eukaryota; Fungi; Ascomycota; Sordariomycetes; Glomerellales; Plectosphaerellaceae
Product: 40S ribosomal protein S6-B
Exons: 7
Coding region: 1-723 (240 amino acids)
Biological process (GO): translation
Cellular component (GO): ribosome
Molecular function (GO): structural constituent of ribosome
Source: RefSeq, a predicted model, not a curated record
AUGUCGGACGCGGACGACGGAAACCCUAGCGCGCACACUCUUUCGUUCCCCCAUUUCGACUUUUCCUCGAACGUGGAUCCUGUUUUGAACAUCUCCUACCCUGCCAACGGCAGCCAGAAGCUCAUCGACAUUGAGGAUGAGCGCAAGCUCGCCAUCUUCAUGGAGAAGCGCAUGGGCGCUGAGGUCCCCGCCGACUCCCUCGGUGACGAGUUCAAGGGCUACAUCUUCCCGAUCACCAGUGGCAACGACAAGCAGGGUUUCCCCAUGAAGCAGGGUCGCAAGCGCAAGUCCGUCCGUGGUUGCAUCGUCGGCCAGGACCUCUCCGUCCUGGCCCUGUCCAUCGUCAAGCAGGGCGAGGCUGAGCUCCCCGGCCUGACCGACGUCGUUCACCCCAAGCGCCUUGGUCCCAAGCGCGCCACCAAGAUCCGAAAGUUCUUCGGCCUCACCAAGGAUGACGAUGUCCGCAAGUACGUCAUCCGCCGCGAGGUCCAGCCCAAGGGCGAGGGCAAGAAGGCCUACACCAAGGCCCCCAGGAUCCAGCGCCUGGUCACCCCCCAGCGCCUCCAGCACAAGCGCCACCGCCUUGCGCUCAAGCGCCGCCAGUCCGAGAAGGUCAAGGACGAGGCCAACGAGUACGCUCAGAUCCUCGCCAAGCGUGUCGCCGAGAAGAAGGCCGAGAAGGCCGACGCUCGCAAGCGCCGCGCUUCCUCCAUGCGCAAGUAA